CCUCUUAGAACUGUGUUCCUGAAGUUCCGCCGAGGAGCGAGGCAAUAUUUUUAGCCGAUGCUAGCUACGUCGUAACAAAUGCAAAUGAACGAGCUAGAUGUUUUUUCAGCGUUUUUGUGUAUUUUGUUAAACACCUAGUUUAUAAUGGACACGGGGACGUCUGUUUGUUGCGACGGCGCGAAUUAAGCGAGCGUGGUUGCUUUGCACGGUUUGUUUUCCUCUAAGCAGGUUUGCUAGUUCGGUAUGCUUUUAACCUCAUUAACAUGGAGACAAAACGAGGGGAGAUUCCCAACGGCGUAUUGGACGACCUCUGCAGUCGCUUCAUCCUCCACAUCCCCAGUGAAGAGAGGGACAAUGCUAUCCGAGUUUGCUUCCAGAUCGAACUUGCCCAUUGGUUUUACCUGGACUUCUACGUGCAGAAUACACCAGGACUACCUCAGUGUGGGAUAAGAGACUUCGCCAAAGCUGUUUUUAAUCACUGUCCAUUCCUGCUUCCCCAAGGUGAGGAUGUUCAGAAGGUUUUAGAUCAAUGGAAAGAGUACAAGAUGGGCGUUCCUACAUAUGGUGCAAUUAUUCUGGAUGAAACUCUUGACAAUGUAUUACUGGUACAAGGAUACCUGGCCAAAUCAGGAUGGGGCUUUCCUAAAGGGAAAGUCAAUGAGGACGAGGCGCCCCAUGACUGUGCUGUACGAGAGGUUUUAGAGGAGACUGGUUUUGACAUCAGAGACCGCAUCUGCAAAGACACCUUCAUUGAGCAGAAAAUCACAGAUCAACUUGCUCGACUUUACAUAAUCCCUGGUGUACCAAAGGAAACAAAAUUUAACCCCAAAACCAGGAAAGAAAUAAGGAACAUUGAAUGGUUUCCUAUUGACAAACUGCCAUGUCAUAGAAAUGACAUGACCCCCAAAUCCAAGCUUGGCCUGGCUCCCAACAAGUUUUUUAUGGCUAUUCCUUUCAUGAGGCAGCUCCGAGAAUGGAUAGCCAAACAUAAACUUGAGUCCACAAGCAGCGAUGAGGACUUUUUAUCCAAUGGUAGCACUCCAUGUAAACCUUUUCGAUCGAAGCCCAGGCGUUCACAGAUUGCAGUGGAGGCAUCUCCAGGUGAAGGCUGGUCAAAGCAGAAGCAGCAGAAAGCUUUUGGGCAGCCUGGUCAAUAUGAGCUUGCAGAUUUUCUCAGAGUCAAGCAUGACCCUUGACCCUUCACUGGAACGAAGGAGCCCAGACCUGUUCCAGCAUGACAAUGCCCCUGUGCACAAAGUGAUGAUGGUCAUGAUGGACUUUUGACCAUAUAGUGUACAUCAGGAAAGAUAUUCAAUAUGAAAUAAAUGUGCUACGAUAUGAACACAAAUAUAAACAAAUGCUUCCACAAAAAGUUAAAUGUUUCCCUAUUAUUAAAAAAAUUUAAAUCCGUUCUCCAUCAUCAAAGUCUAUUUCCAUUAUCUCUCCUGACCUCUCGUCCACAACGGCCUUUAAGACUUACAGAAUUAAUAGGAAACAAUUUAACAAGAAUUACAAAUGAAAACAAACUAAGGAAAAUGCAUUACAGAUAUCAGUAUCAUAUGGUCACCUAUCUCAUUGACAGCAGUUUUAUGUUUUUUGGGUCAUUGUGCUUAAAAAAUCCUUAAAUGUUGUAGUGACUUUAGCAACUGAAAAAAAUUAUAUAUAUAUAUACACACACACACUACUCACAAAAAGUUAAAGAUAUUCGGCUUUCGGGUGAAAUUUCAGGAUGCACCUAAAAUGCACCUUUCCAGGUGAACUUAAUUUGACCUUCUCUACACUUCUGAAUGCACAUGUCCAACUGUUCAGUGUUUCAGUACUUUCUGCAGAACUUGCUGUUCUCUAACAAGGUGCUUAACGGCAAAAUUCACAACUGGUGUUUGAUCCAUGAAUCCACCCAUAAAUUUUCUGGUUCCAUUAGAAUUGGUAUUUAAACAGUCCUCUUCAUCAUGCUGUUCACAUUUUGACAUCAUGAGACCAAGACCACACCUAACAACUGAUCAACAGAACCUCACCAUUGUGAGGCUUCAAACAGGAUGUUCUCAGAGGGAAGUGGCCACUGAGCUUAAAGUGUCACAGAGUGUCAUCAGCAGGUUGGGACAGAGAUACAGAGAGACUGGAAGAGUCACAGAAAGACAUAGAAGUGGACGUCCUUUGGCCACAUCCCACGUUGAUGACCGCUUCAUUGUGAACAGUGCCCUGCGGAACUGGAUGAUGAAUGCCACUCAACUCCAGGCACAUUUAAGGGGGGUGAGAAGAACCCAAGUGUCACAUCAGACCAUUCGAAACCGUUUACAUCAGCAUGGUCUGCGUGCUAGACGACCUGCAAGGGUAUCUGACCACACCACCAGGCACAGGCGUCAUCGACUUGCAUGGGCCAGGGAGCAUUUACGCUGGACGAGGGACCGGUGGGCCUCAGUGCUGUUCUCUGAUGAAAGUCGAUUCACGUUGAGCAGAAAUGAUGGACCCAACGAUGUUGGAGACGUCAAGGAGAGCGCUAUGCAUCAGCCACUGUUGUGGUGGUGUUACAGUCUGGGCAGGUGUGUCCACUCAAUACAGAACUGCCCUACAUCUUGUGAAUGGUACAGUGAUAAGCCAAUACUACCUGAAUAACAUCAUUAAUCCAGUCAUUGUGUCCCUGCAUGAACAACACAGGCCUAAUUUCAUCUUCAUGGACGACAAUGCUCCAGCUCAUCGAGGUCGCAUCAUUAGGGAACGGCUGCUGGAGGCUGGGGUACCUCAAAUGGAGUGACCUGCACUUUCUCCAGACCUGAACCCCAUAGAAAACCUGUGAAAACCUCGACUCGUGAACAGCAUGAGACGUCGUUGUCAAGCUGUAAUUGAUGGUCAAGGGCACAUGACAGAUUAUUGAGACAUUGAGAUUUUUUGUUGUGGUAUACCCUCCACUGUUGUUGGCUUUUGUUUCAAUAAAUUGUUUGAGAUGAGGAAAUCACCAUUGCAGCUUCUACUUAAAUGCCCUACUUUCAUGAUAUAAUAUCACUGUAGUGUGAACUUUUUACAUUUUCCAUAAAUUUCACCCAAAAGCCAAAUAUCCUUAACUUGUUGACUUGUUGUGAAUAGUGUGUAUAUGUGUAUGUAUAUAUAUAUAUAUAUAUAUAAAUGUGUGUGAUUACAGUGUGAGCUAACAGUAAUGUAGAAAGAUGAAUAUCAUCCUGAUCAUGAACUUUACAGAGUUGUUCAGUAUGAGUGAAGUUAACCAGGAGAGGGCAGUGGUGGUGUAGUGAUGAGUUUAAGCCCAUACACUGUGUUUUAUUUCUGUUCUCUCUGCUGUGUAUGUGCAUGUGACAUAACGUGAAUUAUUUCAAUAAUCUGAACAAUCUGUAUAUGCGUCAGUUUUUACAAAUUAUUGCAAACUAUCAGCAGUAGAAACUGCAGUGAAGCUCAUUGCUGUCAUGUUUAUGCAGAACCAUAAUGUGAAAUGCAAUGGGAGGAAGCAUCAGGAUUCUCCUAAUGUAAAGAAAAGAAUGAAUGAG
Hemibagrus wyckioides is the source of this 3494-nucleotide messenger RNA. RefSeq names its product decapping mRNA 2 (gene dcp2). Lineage: Eukaryota; Metazoa; Chordata; Actinopteri; Siluriformes; Bagridae. Bases 264 to 1196 code for a protein of 310 amino acids. The record is from RefSeq and is a predicted model, not a curated record. The transcript has 9 exons. Gene Ontology annotation, cellular component: P-body; cytoplasm. Gene Ontology annotation, biological process: nuclear-transcribed mRNA catabolic process, nonsense-mediated decay; deadenylation-dependent decapping of nuclear-transcribed mRNA. Gene Ontology annotation, molecular function: RNA binding; manganese ion binding; 5'-(N(7)-methylguanosine 5'-triphospho)-[mRNA] hydrolase activity.